Messenger RNA from Jaminaea rosea, 920 nucleotides. RefSeq lists its product as hypothetical. The transcript has a single exon. NCBI's taxonomy places the organism in Eukaryota, Fungi, Basidiomycota, Exobasidiomycetes, Microstromatales. The coding region runs from base 58 to 561 and encodes 167 amino acids. The record is from RefSeq and is a predicted model, not a curated record.
CCUCGGCCCGUCCGUUGUUCAAAGUUGUUCCCAUCUCAAUCACCUCGUCCGUCAAUGAUGAGCCUCUUCAAAUCAACGUCUUCGCUCGCGGCGAGGACGACGACAGCUUUGCGACUCAACGCCGCCGGAUCAUCAUCGAUUACCGCCAACGCAACUCUCAGCGCCCGCGCCUUUUCCUCCUCCUCUGCCCCUUGCUCAUCCUGGGGAGGCGGCAAGCUCAAAACGCAUCAAGGCGCCGCAAAACGCUUUCGUCCCCUCUCCAAGCGUCGGCCACGCUACGACAGCAACCCAGCCAGCAUCAUAGCCCAGCUUGCCUCCUACUCGGCGCAGAAUGGCGGCACGAUGUCCUCGAUCGACUACGCUCUCGCGGCUGAGCAGAUGGGGUCGCAAGGACGCGGUGAGAUGCGACCUGGGCCCUUGUUCAAGAGGGGAAAAGCAGGGAAGAGACAUUUGAACUUGCAGGUGAAUGGGAGUAGGUUGAACUCGCUGGGUGGGACGGCUGUUGCGGGAAGGGGGAGGACAGGAUGGCAUUUGCGCAAGCUACUCGCGCCCAUUGUGUAGGCUUGCGCCCAGUGUGUAGGCUGGCAGCGACUCACGAUUGAGCAACCCUGGAGGCGGUACUCGACACAUCAUAUUGGGGUGGUUGCGACGGUGCGAUUGACAUCAGUCUCCGCGCUCAUCAAAAGCGCUACUGUUCUGCCAUUGCUCGCUCCCAGUGCUUCAAUGGCACCAAAUUCGCAGAGGCUCUACAAGGUCAGCGCCGAUAUCACCCUUUGUACUAUAGCCAUCAAUGACAAGAUCGCAUUCAUCCCACUCCUCACACUGUGUAUCAUGCUGUGAUAGCCACCGUCCGGUCCAUCGCCGGCUCGCUCCGAGUCUGAUCCGCAGCUGGGCUUCCCUUCACACUCAGCAACCACGGC